Geodia barretti is the source of this 759-nucleotide messenger RNA. NCBI's taxonomy places the organism in Eukaryota, Metazoa, Porifera, Demospongiae, Tetractinellida, Geodiidae. The record is from the annotation of a GenBank genome assembly.
AUGACUACCAACGGAACUACGGAUGCCGUCGAAGACAUCAUCGUGUGCCGGGACGUGCACAAGUGGUACGGCAACUUCCACGCUCUGCGGGGUGUCACGACCACCGUCAGAAAAGGCGAGGUGGUGGUGAUUAUCGGUCCCUCCGGGUCCGGCAAGUCCACGUUCAUUCGUACCAUCAACCGUCUGGAGCAACACCAGCGCGGUGAUAUCGUCGUGGACGGCAUCGAGUUGACCAACGACACCCGCAACAUCGACGCCAUUCGCCGCGAUGUGGGCAUGGUCUUUCAGUCAUUCAACCUGUUCCCCCACCUGACGGUCCUGAGCAACAUCACCCUCGCGCCGACCAAGGUCCGCAAGUUGCCGUCCCACGAGGCCGACGACAUCGCCAUGGAACUCUUGGAGCGGGUGGGAAUACCGGAACAGGCCGACAAAUACCCGGCGCAGCUGUCCGGCGGCCAGCAGCAGCGCGUCGCCAUCGCCCGCGCCCUGGCCAUGCAGCCCAACAUCAUGCUCUUUGACGAGCCCACGUCGGCCCUCGACCCCGAGAUGAUCAAGGAAGUCCUCGAAGUCAUGCGCGAACUGGCCGAGUCGCAAAUGACCAUCCUGGCCGUCUCCCACGAGUUGGGUUUUGCCCGCGAGGUGGCCGAUCGCAUCGUGAUGUUCGACGAAGGCCUGAUCGUCGAGGACCAACCGCCGGACGAGUUCUUCAACAACCCGCGCCACGAGCGCGUGAAGCACUUCCUGUCGCAGAUCCUGUAA